CAACAGUAGAAUUAAUUAGGAAACUCUAGAAGCCUUAAGAGAAGUUGAUCAUUCUGUAACAUAUUUGAAAUGGUUAGUGGCUAGUAAUAUGCGGGACAGUUGAUUCACGAAGAUAUUUUUGCAGGACACACCUGGGUGUGUGUAGUCAAAUCCAACUUUGCUUUUCUCACCCAGUAAACAUUAAAGAUUGAACCACAAAAAAGUCAACUCAUUGCAGCCUACAUACCAGAUAAAACAAUGAGACAAUAAAUUUUAAAUUUAAAAUCUUGGGAAGCAAAAGAGAAUAAGAUGAGCCUUGAACUUAUAUGAGCACCAUAGUAUACCCAAUAUACUUCCUAGUAAACUGUAAUACCCUCAAGCAACGAAACUUUGCGAUAAGGAAUCUAGUUCCACGCAAAAAUCCCCACAUCUUCUUUUAGAAAGUUACCAAACAAAGAAGGGGCCGUCUUGAACGCCCACCAGAAAGGUAGGCAGUCUCUUGCUCGAUGCGAACGCAGCACGAAUGUCUAUCGUCAUGGCAUCUGUCUAACCUUUACGAGUUGGAUUUUUAACCUCAUACGAUGUGCAAGUCUCAAAGAAAUGGACUGUUGUUAGUUUCCUUGUUGUUUUCUAUCCCAAUUUUAGCCGCAAGUGAACAUCGGAAUCACGGAUCAGACUAUCAAAUUACCGGCUUAUUUAAAUCCCUGCUCAACAUACCGUACAGACCGUGGCAAAAUCUGCUGGACAAAACGCAAUCGAAUUCAAAGAAAUCGAUUGAAGACACCCUGGAAACAACAGACUUGUCUGCACUUGCAGAACAGAAGAGGUCAAACAACUUUGAAUUACCAAGCAGGACUAUUGAAAGCUCAAUAGUUAAAAAUGAAGAUUUACAGGUAUCACAUUUUAGACCAUUUGCUGUACGGGAGAACCGACAAGAAAACGGAUGCGUAUGCACACCAAAUCUAGCUUGUGGUUGUAAUUGUGCGACUACUUGUUUGGUGCUGGACUUUCAAUGUGGACAAACUUGUACUCACGUUACCGUUUAUAACGCUAAGUAUCUUCAAGGACCUUCUAAUGAACCUCAAUUGUCAACAAGUGUAACAACCUACAACAACAACUGCAACGACGAUUGCUUCACCAGCGAUGUUACACCCGAUGCGCCCUAUGGGACCACCGGAGCGCCCCAUUUGAUCAACGAUCCGCCCUAUGGGACCACCGGAGCGCCCCAUGUGAUCAACGAUGCGCCCUAUGGGACCACCGGAGCGCCCCAUUUGAUCAACGAUCCGCCCUAUGGGACCACCGGAGCGCCCCAUGUGAUCAACGAUCCGCCCUAUGGGACCACCGGAGCGCCCCAUGUGAUCAACGAUCCGCCCUAUGGGACCACCGAUGCGCCCCAUUUGAUCACCGAUCCGCCCUAUGAGACCACCGAAGCGCCCCAUGUGAUCAACGAUCCGCACUAUGGGACCACCGAAGCACCCCAUUUGACCAACAACGACAACGUGACCAUCAACGUGUCUACCAAUGUGAGCACCGAUGCUACCGUGCCCAUCAUCAACAUAACCAACGUUGAGACCAGCAACGAUGGGACCAGCGUUGGGACCAGCGUUGGGACCAGCGUUGGGACCAGCGUUGGGACCAGCGUUGGGACCAGCAACUCUGUGACGAACUAUGUACCUCCUGUAGCUAUAGUAGUAGGUAGUAUUGUAGCAAUAGCUCUAGCUGUUGCAAUUCCGCUAGGAAUUAAUCCACCGCCAGUUGAGUGUAUUCCACCCGAACUGUUUGUCGACUUUUCGGUUAUCGAAGAUAAGAUUCCUUUCAACAAUCAGCCAUUUUUUGAAAAAGACUUUCCUCCGGACGGAUGUGGAAAUAAUUCCGUGCGGAUGGAAAUUGGGAAUUCGAAUAGGAAUUUGGAUCGGAAUAGACCCAGUGAAGUAAAUUGCCAGCCGCUUAUGAGAAGAGGAAAUUGCCCCAGUCCACAAGAUUGGGUCACCAUAAAUCCCACUACAUUGAAGGGAAGUUGCACUCCACGUCUUUGCGGUCGAGGACGAGUGUUCGUCGGUCGUGAUGGACUUUGUCACGAUAUUUACGAUCCAGGCGAGUGCCAAGGUGGCCGGCGACUUUACUAUUCUCCUUUUGGAGAUCCCAUCUGCGAUUGUCCAAUCGGAGAAUACCCUUUUCCGAACGCCGAAAACAAUUGCGUUGCACUUUUCACCCAAGGACCCUGCCGAGAUGGGAGUAUAGUGGGCAUUAGUUCACAGAGUCAAUUGGAGUGCAUGCCAUCGAAAUGUCAAUCAACCAACGUUGGAGAUAAACCUCUACAGUUGCUGCCAGCCGAGGAUGGACAAUGCUACGCUCUAGGAACACAGGGUCCCUGUUCACCCCCCUCUUUGUUGGGUUAUGACAUCUUCAAACGCCAAAUGGAGUGUGUCAAUGUUCAAAAUGAUACCUCGCCCUAUUUCACUUCUCCUGAAGAAGAGGCACUGGUCGAUAGCAUCUACAACCAGCGCUCUCCGGACUUUGACGACUUACGAAUUUCAAUGGUCUUUAAAAGUCCAGUAGGAACCAACGACAUCGGCCAGCGUAGGCAAGGUGCUACCACUGGUGGAAUAUUUCAAUUCCCUAGCUUUUCACCGGAAACACUAUUAAAUCCUUGUCGACCUGGAGCUCGAAAGGAGAUGAAUUAUAAAUGCACGAGUCCAUUAGUACCCAAGUCGAGAACAAAAAGGGAAACGUUAUUGCAAGCUGUUCAGCCGGCAUUUCAGUGUACACCAGAUAAAAAUUUGCAAGCUACGGGCAAGUGCGUGACCGAUAAUCGCAGCACGAAUUGUGGACCAUCUUUUCGGUUCAACCCUGCUACUGGACAAUGCCGAAGUAUAUUCUAACGUAAGCGGAAUGUGGUUAGCCUCUAUCCAAACAUAUAUGAUUCAAACGCUGAGAGAAAAAAAGAAUGCUUGGUGGACUGUAAUAAAAACAGACGCUUUCAAUAAGAAUAAAAUUUAAAAAAAAAGUUAUUCCCCGAUGGACCUUAACAUCUACGCCGUACCUUGCCUCUCAAUGAAAUUGUGGAUAAUUUUGAUGUACCUCAAUGAAAAAUAAAUUGUUGAAUAACCAUUUUGAAAUAUUUCUUUUUGCGACUAUUAUUUCGU
This is a messenger RNA of Daphnia pulicaria, 3125 nucleotides long. RefSeq lists its product as uncharacterized. The transcript is spliced from 4 exons. Lineage: Eukaryota; Metazoa; Arthropoda; Branchiopoda; Diplostraca; Daphniidae. The record is from RefSeq and is a predicted model, not a curated record. Bases 561 to 2861 code for a protein of 766 amino acids.